GAACCUGGUCUCAACCCUUACGAUGCGCGUAUCAAAUGUGAUCGUGAGAAAGACGGGCCUCUGUGUUACCACCAGAUGGGCUGGAUCGAGACUUUCAUGAAUGAUCCUGAGGUGAAAGCUACACUUGGCAUGAACCCGCAGCGCAAGUUCGAGUCCUGCAACAUGGCUGUCAACCAGGCGUUCAUGCUCCAGAGCGAUUCGAUGCGGAACACGCCUCUGCUAUUGACGGAUAUGAUCAAUGAUGGCGUCAGGCUGUUGAUCUAUGCUGGUAAUGCG
This is a messenger RNA of Suillus fuscotomentosus, 276 nucleotides long. RefSeq lists its product as uncharacterized. The annotation marks the transcript as partial. The record is from RefSeq and is a predicted model, not a curated record. NCBI's taxonomy places the organism in Eukaryota, Fungi, Basidiomycota, Agaricomycetes, Boletales, Suillaceae. Gene Ontology annotation, molecular function: serine-type carboxypeptidase activity. Gene Ontology annotation, biological process: proteolysis. The transcript has a single exon.